Molecule: messenger RNA, 1593 nt
Organism: Zasmidium cellare ATCC 36951
Lineage: Eukaryota; Fungi; Ascomycota; Dothideomycetes; Mycosphaerellales; Mycosphaerellaceae
Exons: 1
Coding region: 1-1593 (530 amino acids)
Biological process (GO): transmembrane transport
Cellular component (GO): membrane
Molecular function (GO): transmembrane transporter activity
Source: RefSeq, a predicted model, not a curated record
AUGGACUCCAUUUUCCCCGCCUCAGAAGCAUCCUCAGCGGAUGAGGUUGUCAACGAAGAUGUCCGCAAUCUGGAGAGCUUCGGCUACAAGCAGGAACUCAAACGAGACUUCUCCUUCUUCGGAAUGCUGGGCUUUGCCUGGUCCGUUCUGACAACCUGGACUGCGCUGGGCGGCUCUCUCGUGGCAGCUAUCAAUGCUGGAGGCCCUCCCGUCGUCGUGUACAGCUGGCUUGCCGUCAGCUUCUUCUCCUUGUUCGUGGCCUACUCGUUCGCCGAGAUCUGCAGUGCGUUCCCGGUCGCUGGUGGUCAAUACUCCUGGGUUGCCAUCCUAACUCCACCGAAGUGGGCCAGACUCACAUCCUAUCUCUGCGGCUGGUUCAUCGUCAUCGGCUUCUUGUCUGCUGGAGCGGCCAAUGGAUUCAUAGGAGCGAGUUUUGUGCUUGGCCUGGCGCAGAUUGCUCACCCGAACUAUGUCAUCGAACGAUGGCAUGUCUGCCUGGUCUGCUACUUGGUGUUGAUCCUCGCAGCUGCUGUCAAUAUCUGGGGCAGACAUCUCCUCGACAAAAUGAGCAAGACGAUGAUGAUCUUCAAUCUGACCUCCUUUGUCGUCGUGAUCACUGUCAUCUUGUCCCUUGACCAAGACAAGGCGAGUGCAGGGUUCGUCUUCAAAGACUUUGUCAACAACACCGGCUUCAGCAAUUCCUACGCCUCCCUCUUAGGCAUCCUGCAAGCCGCAUUUGGUAUGACGGGGUACGAUGCGACAGCGCACAUGACCGAGGAGAUGCGCAAUGCGAGGAAGGACGCACCGCGAGCGAUCAUCUACUCUGUUUGGAUUGGGGCCUUCUCCGGCUUCAUCUUCCUCAUUGCCGCGUUCUUCUGCAUUCGCAACCUAGACGCAAUCGACACCACGGCGACCGGUGUACCCCUCAUCGCCAUCUUCCAGCAAGCAACUGGAUCGGUGGGCGGCGCUAUUGGCCUGACUGUUUUGAUCACAAUCAUCGCACUGGUCAGUCUCUGCUUCCUCAUGGCACAGAGCUCCCGGGUCAUCUUCUCUUUCGCUCGCGAUCAUGGCCUGCCUCUCAGCAGUUACAUCAGUCGGGUUCACCCUACACUACACGUCCCGCAUUACAGCAUUCUGACCGUCCUCGUUGUCAACAUGGCUCUGAUGGCCAUUUACUUCGGCUCUGUCACCGGCUUCAACACUGUGCUCGCUUUCUCAACAGAAGGAUUCUACCUAUCGUACAUCAUGCCGCUCUUCGUGCGCGUCUGGGGCCGGCUCGAAGGUCGUCACGACAUCGACAGCGGCUUUUCUCUGGGCAGAUUCGGCAUGGCCUUCAAUCUGAUCGGUAUGUUCUACCUCGCAUUCUGCGUCGUGGUCUUCAACUUUCCCUCCGUGAGUCCGGUCACCAGCGCGACCAUGAACUACUCCUCUGCAGCAGUUGGAGUGGCCGCCCUUAUCGCUACCACCACAUGGUUCACCACUGGCCGCAAGCACUUCACCGGCCCACAACGUGGCUCCGUCCUUGAGGGAUCUACUUCUUCAAAGCCUGAUGAUGGACAUCAUGUGUCCAUAGACGCCCGGGUCAAGAUUUGA